Plasmodium knowlesi strain H is the source of this 5268-nucleotide messenger RNA. Its product is annotated as SICAvar, type I. The record is from RefSeq and is a predicted model, not a curated record. NCBI's taxonomy places the organism in Eukaryota, Apicomplexa, Aconoidasida, Haemosporida, Plasmodiidae. The transcript is spliced from 10 exons. The coding region runs from base 1 to 5268 and encodes 1755 amino acids.
AUGGCGGGAAAGUUUUCGAACGUUUUAGCAAAAUGGAUAGGAAACACAGGACAGAAGAGCGACACCGCCUAUGCGACAUUACAGGAAGAGAUGAAGAAGAUGUUUGAACAAUUAGGGGACUACCUGGGUGAUAUGACCAACGACAGGGACGUGGCAGCCGCAUGUGUAGAUGCAGGGCAGAAGUACCAGAGUAACGGCAGGAUUCAGGACAAGGAAAUCUGCAAAGCGCUUGUAAGAGCAUUAUAUUGGAUGAAUAGACGGGGGAGGUGGUCUGCAGGAGCAAAGGGGAAGGAUGAAGCUGGGGGGGAGAGUCUGAAAGAACUGAACCAAUACUUAAGGUGUAUAGUAGGUUACAGUGCUAUGGUAAGACUUCUCAGUAAUAAGAGGGAUGUGGAGAAAAUUGUGGAAACUGUUCAGAAGGCUGCGGCGGAACCAGUGAAAGGAGGGGGAGCAGGGGGUGAAAAGGGAACUCUGAAUGAAAAAUGCAAUUGGGUUACAUAUGAAGAUAUUUCAUUGGGUACCCAAAUUUUAGGGAAACCUUUGGCAGAGUGGGUACAGAAUUUGAACAGUAAGGCAGGCAUUAUGAGUUUGUACCUCACUUGGACGCUACGGGACCAGGGGACAGGGACAGAGAGGCAGGAAAUUGACGAGAAUAAAGAUCAGAAGAAAGGAGUUAUGGAGUUACUAGGGGAAAAGAAGGCCGCUUCCCUACAGGAAAAAGUUGUUGCAGGAGUUCCAACUUCCCCUCCUGCUGGUGCAGCUUCGCCAGAAGGGAAAUUACAACAAUUCCUGCAGAACGCAGAAUCAUGCAAAGCGGAAGACAGUAAUAACGUACAGAAUUGUCUAAAGAAGAAACUGGAAUUAGCAGUAGGUGGAAGUGAAUGUAAGAGCAGCAGCAGUUUCUGUAGUCGCUUAGAAUGUGUGUUGAAGAAGAAAAAAGGAUUGGAUGGCAGUUCUACGGGGAAGACGACAAACGACGAUGAAGUGCGGGGGGCAGUCAAAACGGAAGUCACAUCAUUCGACAGUGCCCUGUCUACCAGUGCGGGCAACGCCAACGAUAUAGACACUCUGUGCAAUGGCAUCACAUGCCCCAAUGAUAAUGCAAAUGAUUGUGUGAGCAAAACAACAUGUAAAAUUAUGGCUAAAGCAUUAAAGAACAUACAUCAAAUCAAGAAAGAAAACGGAUCCCCUUCUAAGGGGGACGGAGAGAAUGACCGAAUAUUUCGUUCUACCAUUCGUUGUGUAGCACUCAAUGCCUUCAUACACAAAUUAAAGGAACAGGCGAACGAAGGUGGUUAUGUUUGUGCAGUCGAGGAAGGCAUAACUGAAGCAUUUGAGGUUGGGGGCACACAACGCAGUACGUGGUGUAAGGGGAGUGGUAAUGAGAAGGGUUCCUGUGAGGAAUGUGGAAAGGACCAUCAGUGCGUCAGUACUGACGUGGGGGGAAUUAAGCCGUGGGAGGAAGUAAUGAAGGAGUUAAACAAUGAAUCCAACACCAAAGUGAAAUCCACAUUGGAAGGAUUACAUAGUCAGGCCACUUUAUGUGAUCGUCUACACUGUGCUAUAAACCAAUGGAAGAAAACAAAAGGAACACCACAAACACAGAUCAACGACGAAGAAUUUUGGACGACAAAUGUUAAGAACUUGUGGGAUGAAUUAGCAAAGAAAAUGAAGGAGACAAAUGGAAAGGUGAAUGGACAAUGUGAUUCAUUUGAAACUGAAGCUGAGGAGGCGGCAUGCAAGUAUUUGCAUGCCGGCUUAGAACAUCUGUACAAUACGACGACGACGUCGUCGUCGUCAGGAACUGCUAACAGUGAAGUUUUAGACAACCCAUCGUUUAGACAAACGAUGGGUUGUUUUUUACUUCAUUCCUAUGCAAAAUAUAUGCAAAGUAAGGCAACUUGUAAUAUUGAAAAAGGGAUAACACAGGCAUUUGAGUCAUGGAAUAGGAGUACUACUGGUAAAUGCAAUAAUGGUUCCUGUGUUCCAUGCAAAUGGGCAGAUAAUGCCCAAUUGGACAGCUGCAACGUGCCGGCUGGCACAGGCGGCAACACAUCCCUUACGGAGAAUGUAAUGAAGAAAUUGGAAAUGUUUGUCAAUGAAAAGGACUCCAACAUUAGUGCAAUGCUAACUAAAAUAAAUAAAAGGGAUAAUUUAUGUGAUCAUAUGAAAUGUAUAGCAACCCACUUAAAUUCCUCUACCGGACAACAACAACAACAACCGUCGAAUACAACUGCGAAUGAGUUUUGGGAGAAGAGUGUGAAGAAAUUGUGGGAAGAUUUGGCAGAAGCAAUGAUGCACACAAAUGGCAAUGGCACUGGAACUGAGUGUAAUGGAUUCGAUAAUCCAUCUGCGGAAAGGGCAUGCAAUUAUUUGCAUGCCGGUUUUGAAAAACUGAAGAGCAUUUCCUCGUCCACAGCAACUAAUGGAGGUGAUUACCCAAUCCUAAGUAAAGACUCAUCGUUUGUCCAAACAGUGGGUUGUUUCUUACUUCAUUCUUAUGCAGAACAUAUGGAAAAAAAAUCGACUUGUGUUAUUACUGCUGGUAUAAAACAGGCAUUUGACACUGCUGGUACGAAUGGUAUUAGUGUCCCUUGCCAAUGGAAUGACGACGACUAUGACACUUGCAGAAUUAUCACAAAUGGAGGCAGUGGCAGCACAACACCAACGAAAGUAAAGCCCAAAGUGAAAGGAAUGGUCGAAGGCAAUGACCCAGACACUGAUUCCAUCAUAAAGAACAUAAAUGAAAUGAAGACUUUAUGUGAUGGUUUAAAAUGUAUAGCAUCUCACUUAAAUUCGCCUAAUGCACAAAAGAAUUUUCCGAAUGUGACGCAAUUUUGGGAGAGUGGCGGCGAAGUGGGACAACUUUGGACAGAAUUGUCCGAAGCAAUGUUACAAAAUGUGGACAAGGACAACGGAGGUCCAUGUAGGACAAUGGAUGAUGGCAGUGCCACUGGCAGUGGCGCUGCCAAUGGCACUAGACCUGCCACGAAACCUGAAAAGAAGGCAUGCAAUUAUUUACAUGCCGGUUUCAACAGACUGAAAGAAAAUCUAACGCAGGAUGCUACGAAGUAUCCAAUCCUGUCUCAACACCCAUCGUUGAGACAAACGAUGGGUUGUUUCCUUCUUAAAGAAUAUGCAAAACAAAUGCAAGGUAAAUCGACUUGUCUUAUCGAAUCAGGAAUAAAGAAGGCUUUUAAGGUUGGUGGUGCAGUUCUUAAGGGUACUUGCAAUGGUGGUGCCAGUGGCACGGAACCCUGUGUUCCGUGCCAAUGGAAAGAAAAAGACUAUGACAACUGCCAAAUUACCACAAAUGGCAACGCCCAAACGAAAGUAACGCAAAAGUUAACAUUAGUUAAGGAUAAAAUUGACGGCACCGCAACUACCACCAUGGAACAAGUAAAUAAAAUGACGUCUUUAUGUCAACAACUCCAAUGCGCCGCAUCCAAUUGGUUCAAAAACCACAGUAACGUUAAUAGUGGUACUCCAACGAAGAAGGAUUGGAAUGAAAUAAGUGGUGUCGUUGAAGCGGAAUUAAGGAACCUUCUUGAAGAAAUGUCUAAGAAGAAUGAUGAUUCAACUUUUAACCAAUACUGCAACGACGUCGGUUCGCCGACAAACGACACAAAAGGAGAAAUAACUGCCAAGCAAAAAGCUUGUAGGCUUUUUGCUUCAGGUUUAAAACACAUUUCUGAUAUUAAAAAGGAUAAAGGCCAAGACCCUGAUGUACCACUUAUAAAAACUAUGAUGUGCGCAGCACUUAAUCUUUAUGCUGAUGAAUUAAUUUCAAAAUCAACAGAUCAAUGUCCUCUCGAUGGAACUAAAUUGGGACAGGCAAUAAAACACGCUUUUGGUAAAAGUAAUGACAUUAUGGGGAAUAAAACAGCUUCUUCAUGCUCAGUUGGUACUAAUGAUCCUAAUUCUUGUUUUAUUUGCGAAAGACAAAACCCUUUUUCCCCUUGCAAAAUUGGCUCUGACGAAAUAAAAAGCAAUAUGACCGAACUCAUCAAAGAAAACGACAAAACCAACACCACCAACAACAGAACCGACCCCAACAACAGCACCCCUAACAUGGAAAAAACACUAGACAAAAUAAACAGUAAGGACACUUUCUGUACUCAAGUCCAAUGUGCCAUUAAACAACACUACAACAAAAACAAAAACAAAAAUGGACAGGCAGGUGUAAUGGCCACACCUAAUUGGAGCGAAAUCGAAAAUGACGCCAAAGGCGAAUUAUCGAAACUUCUAGGACAUAUGUUGCAACCUUCGGAGCAGAAUGCAGUUACCCAAUACUGCCAAGACUACGAUUGGUAUACUUUAGGCCAUAAACAAAGCAAAACAAAUAAAGCAGCUUGUUUACUUUUUGCUUCAGGAUUAAAGCACAUUUAUAACCACGGUAAUGGCCGUGUUAAAAGCCCUGUUAAGGGCCCAUCGUUUGGACAAACGAUGGGUUGUUUAUUUCUUAAAGAAUAUGCAAAACAAUUAAUAGAUUUGGCAGAUAAAGAAAAAAAGCAUAAGGUACAUCCGAAAUGUAGCGUAGAGGAUGGUAUAAACUACGCUUUUGGUAAAAGUAAUGCCAUUAUGAAUGCAACACCUCCAUGCGACAAGAGUAGUAAUUCUUGUUUUGAAUGCAAACUGAACGACUAUGAAGAUUGCAAAAUUGGCACUGCCAAUGUAAAGGACAAAGUCAAAUCACUACUCCAAUCGGAACAAAACCUAAUGGAAGAAACAUUAUCGAAUACACUUUGUCCCAUCCUUCCUAUGGAUCUCCUUACCCCUUUUCUUCCUUUGGCUCCUGUCUCUAUUGGCCUUUCUGCUAUGGCUUAUUACCUUUGGAAGUAUUUUGGUCCUCUUGGUAAAGGAGGACCACGUUUCAGAAGAUCUCCUGCUGAAAUACGCGGUCCAUCAGUACAAGAACAAGUCCUCGAUCAUGUGGAUGCAGGUGCUUCACAUGAAUAUCGAUUGGUGAAAGAACGAAAACCUCCAUCUGCUCCAACAAGAACAAAACGUUCUGCUGGUGUGAAUCGUCGCACGAUUAUUGAAAUUCAUUUUGAAGUGUUGGACGAAUGUCAAAAGGGGGACACACAAUUGAACCAGAAGGAUUUUCUGGAACUUUUGGUUCAAGAGUUCAUGGGAUCGGAAUUUAUGGAAGAAAAACAGGUUCCUAAGGAAGAGGUUCUUAUGGAAGGGGUUCCAAUGGAAAGUAUUCCUUUGGAGCAGGUUCCAAUGGAGCGUGUUCCAAGUUUAGGUUCCGGCUUUAUGGUUUAG